This is a messenger RNA of Lipotes vexillifer (Yangtze River dolphin), 2856 nucleotides long. It is a transcript of the gene TRPM5, whose product is annotated as transient receptor potential cation channel subfamily M member 5. NCBI's taxonomy places the organism in Eukaryota, Metazoa, Chordata, Mammalia, Artiodactyla, Lipotidae. The record is from RefSeq and is a predicted model, not a curated record. Gene Ontology annotation, biological process: calcium ion transmembrane transport. Gene Ontology annotation, cellular component: plasma membrane. Gene Ontology annotation, molecular function: calcium-activated cation channel activity; ligand-gated calcium channel activity.
AUGCCCAACACACUCAUGUCGCUGGUGGGUGAGGAGCGGCCCUUCACCCCGAAGCCGUGGCUGAGGGACGUUCUGCGCAAGGGGCUGGUGAAGGCGGCUUAGAGCACACGUGCCUGGAUCCUGACCAGUGCACUCCGUGUGGGCCUUGCCGGACAGGCUGUGCGUGACCACUCACUGGCCAGCACGUCCACCAAGGCCCACGUGGUGGCCAUCGGCAUGGCCUCAUUGGGCCGCGUGCUGCACCGUCAGCUUCUGGACGACGCCCAGGAGGACAGUCCCGUCCACUACCCCACGGACGAUGGUAGCAACCAGGGACCCCUCUGCCCGGAAAACAACCACUCCCACGUCAUCCCGGUGGACCCGGGCACCCCUGGGAAGGUCAGCGAGCCCGCAGAGCUGCGGCCAGAGAAGCACAUCUCGGAGCAAAGGACCGGCUACGGGGGCUCCAGCAGCAUCGAGAUCCCCGUCCUCUGUCUGCUGGUCAACGGUGACCCCAGCACCCUGGAGGUAGGCAGCGGCGGCAGGAUUUCCAGGGCCGUGGAGCACGCCGGCCCCUGGCUGAUCCUGGCGGGCUCGGGGGGCAUCGCCGAUGUGCUCGCUGCCCUGAUGAACCAGCCCCACCUCCUGGUGCCCCAGGUGGCCGAGAAGCAGGUUAGAGAGAAGUUCCCCAGUGAGAACUUCUCCUGGGAGGACAUCGUGCACUGGACAGAACUGGUAUGCACCGCCUGAGACCGCAGUCAGGAGGGCACCACCUCGAGGCCUUUGUCCAUCCUCAAGGCGCUGGUGAAAGCCCGCAAGAGCCACAGCCAGGAGGCGCAGGACUUCCCGGAUGAGCUGAAGCUGCCCGUGGCCUGGGACCACGUGGACAUCACCAGGAGCGAGAUCUUCAACGGGCACGUGCAGCGGAAGUCCCGCGGCCUGGAGGAGGUGAUGACGGACGCGCUGGUGAGCAGCAAGCCCCAGUUCGUGUGCCUCUUCGUGGACAGUGGCGCCGACGUGGCGGACUUGACGUACGGGCGGCUGCAGCAGCUCUACCGCUCGGUGCCCCCCAAGAGCCUGCUCCUCGACCUGCUGCAGUGCAAGCACGAGGAAGACCGGCUGACGCGGGCCGGGCUGGGCGCCCAGCAGGCCCGGGAGCCGCCCGCCUUCUCCCUGCACGAGGUGUCGCGGGUGCUCAGGGACUUCCCGCACGCCGCCUGCCGGGGGCUCUACCAGGACACCCCCGUCCUCCGGGAGCAGGGCCCGGUCCGGCGGCCCACGGGCCAGUAGGGGCUGCUGGACCUGAACCAGAGGAGCGAGAGCCCCUGGAGAGACCUGUUCCUGUGGGCGGCGCUGCAGAACCGCCACGAGAUGGCUACCUACUUCUGGGCCAUGGGCCAGGAGGGCGUGGCAGCCGCCCUGGCUGCCUGCAAGAUCCUCAAAGAGAUGUCCCACCUGGAGACGGGGGCCGAGGUGGGCCACACCCUGUGUGAGGCCAGGUACAAGCAGCUGGCCCUGGACCUCUUCUCCAAGUGCUACCGUCACAGCGGGGACUGCGCCUCCGCCCUGCUGGUGCGCAGGAACCGCUCAGGGAGCAGGGCCACGUGUCCGCGCCUGGCCACCGAGGCCGACAUCUUUGCCCACAUGGGGUGCAGCCUGUGUCCCCGCCAUGGGGUGGCGGGCUCCUUCAGCUGGCCACUCCCCCCACGUCCAGCCCUUUCUCCACCUCCGGCCUUCCUGACUGAGAUCUGGUGGGGGGACAUGGUCGGGACGCCCAUCCUGCGGCUGCUGGGUGCCUUCCUCUGCCUGGCCCUUGUGUACACCAACCUCAUCACCUUCAGUGAGGAGGCCCCUCUAAGGACAGGCCCAGAGGACCUGCAGGGGCUGGACAGUCUGGACACGGAGAAAAGGCUGCUCUGUGGCCCGGGCAGCCGGGCGGAGCAGCUGGCCAAGGCGCCAAGAACUCAGCGCGGCCGAGGCCCACGAGCUGCCUUCUUGUUCACGCGCUGGCGGAAGUUCUGGGGGGCGCCCGUGACCGUGGUCCGCCCGUGCGGGGUGGCCUCGACUGGGGGACAGAGCUCUCGAUACCCAAGGGCAUUUGCAGCUCAGUCCCGCACCGGCUGCACCGAGCCCACUCCCCUUUCAGAAGCCCGCGUGAACUGCUCCAUGCACCCGCUGCUGCUGGAGGACUCGCCCUCCUGCCCCAACCUCGAUGCCAGCUGGCUGGUCACCUUCCUGCUGGUCACCAACGUGCUGCUCAUGAACUCGCUCAUCGCCAUGCUCAGCUACACGUUCCAGGUGGUGCAGGGCAACGCGGACACUGUCUGGAAGUUCCAGCGCUCCCACCUCAUCGUGGAGGACCACGAGCGCCCCGCCGGCCCGCCCUUCGUCCUCCUCAGCCACCUGAACCUGGUGCUUGUGAGGUUCUUCCGGAAGGAGGCCCAGCAGAAGGGGGCGCGCCUGGAGAGGGACCUGCCAGAGCCCCUGGACCAGAAGACGGUCACCCGGGAGGCAGGGCAGAAGGAGAACUUCCGGAGCGAGCUGGAGAGGCGGAGGAAGGACAGCGGGGAGGAGCUGCCGCGGAAGACAGCCCACGGGGUGGACUUCGUAGCCAAGUACCUCGGGGGCCUGAGAGAGCAGAAGCGGGUCGAGCGUCUGGAGUCUCAGGUCGACUGCUGCAUGGCGCUCCCCUCCUCCACGGCCGACGCGCUGGCUGCAGGAACAGCCACUGGAGUAGGUGUGGCUGUCCCCACACGUCCCGGGUGGGCUUGGGGCGUGGUGGGCGCAAGCAACCCACACCAGCCCGCUGGCCUGGGCCUCCGCUUCCCACCUGUCCUGGGAGGGGCCCGGCCUACGUCUCCGAUGGCCUUUGGCUGA